AACCAAUAUAUUUCGUUUGAAAUGAUACCUAUCAGAAGUAUCAGCCAUCCAAUAGUAUUUGGUCUGAGAUUGACUGGAAUUUGGCCAAAAUCAUCCUAUGAAAUUAUUGUUCGAUUUAUAUGGGUUAUUAUUAUGAUGUGUGCACAAAUAUUUCAAUAUCGAUAUAUAUUAAAUCACAUUGAUUUUGAUAAUUUGGCAGAUUUAAUUGAUAGCAUAAGCACUACUUUGCCGUAUAGUCUAUUGUGUUUUAAAUUAAUUAAUUUUUGGACUAAACGCGAAAUAUUUAAAAAUAUAUUAAUAGGCAUGUAUCAUGAUUGGACUAAUGCUUUCGCUGCCGAUUUUACUGUAGAUGAUAUGAUAAAAAAAACCGAACUCGCAUAUUAUUGUUCAAAUUUAAUUAUGGGUAUAUACGCUACUGCUGUUUUUAUGUAUGUCGGUGUAUUUCUGGAAUUAAAUCAUCAUGAUCAAGGAAAUCGAUCUAAUUUAUCAUCAGAAUUAUUAAUAAAAAUGGAUCUUCCUUUUACAUAUGAUGAAAGUCCAAUAUAUGAGUAUGUAUUUAUCGUACAAUUUAUUCAACUAUUUUUUAUAGCAUCUGGUAUUGCUGUGUUAGACGCCUUAAUAAUAACAUUGAUAUUUCAUACUGGCGGGCAAAUAGAAAUAUUGCAUAAGACUUUGAAAAAUAUUUCUAUCAAGGAUGAAAAACCCGAAUCAUCCAGAAUUAUCAUUAAAUCUUUAAUUGAUAGACAUUAUCGGAUUAUUGUUGGUUCCGAAUAUAUUGAAAGUUUAUUCUCAUAUAUUGCUUUAUUGCAAUUAAUAUGUAAUACUGUCAUUAUAUGUUGUAUAGGAUUUUUAAUAGUAGUUGCGCUUAAUUCAAAUUUAAAAUUACUUAUAAGAAUAUCAUUCUUUUACAUUGCUAUUACCUUGGAAGCUUUUAUUUUUUCCAUUGCUGGAGAAUAUCUUAGUAAUAAAAGUCUGUCAGUUAGUACUUCAGCUUAUGAAUCACCUUGGUAUUUAUUAAAUCCUAAGAACAGAGGUAUAAUGAUUCUUCUUAUGGUAAGAUCACAAAAACGAUUAACAAUUACUGCUGGAAAAUUUAUGGAUUUAUCUAUGCAAGGCUUCGCAAAUGUCUUAAAGGCUUCAGCAUCAUACAUAUCAAUAUUAUAUGCAAUGUAUUAA
Messenger RNA from Apis laboriosa (Himalayan honeybee), 1176 nucleotides. RefSeq names its product odorant receptor 67b (gene Or67b). The record is from RefSeq and is a predicted model, not a curated record. Gene Ontology annotation, molecular function: olfactory receptor activity; odorant binding. Gene Ontology annotation, biological process: sensory perception of smell; detection of chemical stimulus involved in sensory perception of smell. The transcript has 6 exons. The coding region runs from base 22 to 1176 and encodes 384 amino acids. Lineage: Eukaryota; Metazoa; Arthropoda; Insecta; Hymenoptera; Apidae. Gene Ontology annotation, cellular component: plasma membrane.